This is a messenger RNA of Dermochelys coriacea (leatherback sea turtle), 371 nucleotides long. RefSeq names its product metallothionein-like. Lineage: Eukaryota; Metazoa; Chordata; Testudines; Dermochelyidae. The record is from RefSeq and is a predicted model, not a curated record. The coding region runs from base 44 to 226 and encodes 60 amino acids. Gene Ontology annotation, molecular function: metal ion binding. The transcript has a single exon.
AAAACCUCGUCUCUGAGCAGCUACCACAGCAACUCAGUGAGUGAUGGAUCCCCAGGACUGUCCUUGUGCUACCAGUGGCUCCUGUACCUGUGCUGACUCCAAAAAUUGCAAGUGCACCUCUUGCAAAAAGAGUUGUUGCUCCUGUUGCCUAGCUAGAUGCAAUAAUUGUGCCAAGGGCUGUGUCUGCAAAGAUCCAGCAUCCAGUAAAUGCAGUUGCUGUCCCUAAAAUGGCUAUUUUCUGUUCUCCUGUAAAUAUUCUGUAUGAAAGGAGAAAUUAAUUUUGUUUGUAAUAUAGCAUUGACUAUUUUGUACCUUUCACAGAAAUAUCGAUUUGAGGUUGAAUGAAAACAAAGGCCAUGAUUGGAGAAAUG